AUGAAACCAAAUAAUAAUUCACAAGAUUUCAAUAUCACUUAUCCAGAAUCUGAUCAUACAUUGUAUAAAAGACUAUUACCAAGAAACUAUGGAUUAUAUUCCGGAUGUGAUAAUCCCAUGAACAACUCAACACAACAACUACCUUUUUCAUAUUGUCAUCAUUAUACAAGAGCAAGUUAUUCCAAUGAACCGAUUAAAUUCAAAUCAUCUAAUGUUGUCAAGUUAGUCAAAUCAAAAAGUAAUCCUGGAGUCUUAUUGAACAAUGAAAUGAUCAUGACCCCGACGGAAACAACACUAACACCGACACCAACCACAUCAACAUCCAUAUUGACAUCACCAAUUUCAACAGACAAUAAAGAAACGAUGCCAAUAAAUGAACCAUUAAUCGUUGUCAAAUAUCAUAGACAAUCAUCACCUUUGCAUAAAUUUGAAAAAAUUGAUCCUCUUGUACAUAAUAAUAAUAAGCUUGAUAAACCACCACAUCACUUUAAUCAUGAUCAUUGUCAACAAACAUUAAUACAUUCAUGGAAUAAAAAAUUACAUUCUAAUUGGCGGUCAGAACCUUCUUGUUUAUUUUUUAAUUGGAAAGGCAAACAUACAUUUGACAAAGUUCACUAUCAAUCAAAUGAUCAUGUUUGUCAUAAAAAUACAUUAUCAUAUCUACCAAUGGUAAGUGAUAGUUUGAGAAAAAAUCAUCAAAAAUCAAUCGAUUCCAUGCACAAUCAUUCACAUAAUCAUUCUGAUCAUUUUAAAGAUCUUGACUUGAAUGAUAAUUACAAACCUAUGAGUAUGACAAAUUCUGAGGCACACUUUUCAAAUAAUCAUCAUCAUCAAUUGCCUAUAAAUGAUUAUAACUCAAAAUCACAUCAUGUUCAAUCUUUGUCAACAUUAUCCAAUCAUAACAAUCAUCAUAAUACUAUCAAUCGAUUGAAUGUUAAACAUUCAAAUACUGACAAUUUCUAUACACCUAAUCAUAUAACCAGUAAUAAUUUAUCAUCACCACAAUUAUCAACUUUAAAACUAACUAGUGGUCGAUCUAAACGUGCAUUGAUUAAUGUUGGUGGUUUUCGACAUGAAAUUCUAUGGCAUACAGUUGAUCGUUAUCCAAAUACCAGAUUGGGUAAAUUACGUCAUGCAACUAAUUUAGAAGAAUUAUUAAGUCUGUGUGAUGAUUACGAUCCAAUUAAUAGAGAAUAUUAUUUUGAUCGUAAUCCAACUGUAUUCUCGACAAUAUUGAAUUUUUAUCGAUCCAAAAAAUUACAUUAUAAUGAUACAAUUUGUGUGAUGGAUUUUAAAGAGGAAUUAAUUUAUUGGGGUGUUAAUGAAAGUUUCAUGAAAGCAUGCUGUUCACAUCGUUAUCAUCAACAAAAAGAUUUAAUUGAAGAUGAAGUGAAAAAAGAAGAGAGUUGUUUAAGGCAAACAACAACAAUUGAUGAAUUUGGUUCUGGUUGGUAUGCGAAUUUAAAGAGACAAGGAUGGAAUUUAUUAGAAAAACCACAUACAUCUGGAGCUGCUCGAGUAUUCGCAAUCGUCUCAAUAUUUUUUAUCCUCUUAUCUACAAUCAGUUUAACAUUGAAUACAAUGCCUGAAAUACAAUUGAAUACUACCGUGCUCAAAUUUAUCGAGCAGGAAUUAUUCACUGAUACAAAUCUAGACAAUCAUACUACCACAACACAUCACUCAUCAAAUGAAUUAACAGAUAAUCCAUACUUAGAUAUUGUUGAAACAAUAUGCAUCUCUUGGUUUACAUUAGAAUAUGUACUACGUUUAUGGUGUUCACCAAAUAAAUGGAAAUUUCUCAAGCGAAUUCUCAACAUUAUCGAUUUAAUUGCCAUUUUACCUUUCUACAUACAUGUACUGUUAGUGGAAGUUGUUACACGACAUCAUAAUGAAUCAUUACAUUCAUUGCGGAAAAUUGUACAAAUCUUUCGUAUUCUGCGUAUUUUACGUAUAUUUAAACUUGCCAGACAUUCAACUGGUCUACAAGCACUCGGGUAUACAUUUAAACGAUCUUAUAAAGAACUUGGUUUACUUAUGCUAUUGAUUGCAUUAGGAGUAGUAUUAUUUUCUAGUUUGGUAUAUUUUGCUGAAAAAGAUGAAAAUUCCGAAAUGUUUCGUAGUAUACCAUCAGCAUUUUGGUGGGCUACUAUUACAAUGACAACAGUUGGUUAUGGAGAUAUGUUGCCUAGGACAGUACUGGGCAAAUUGAUUGGUGCAUGUUGUUGUAUUUGUGGUGUAUUAGUUGUAGCAUUGCCAAUCCCUAUUAUUGUUAAUAAUUUUGCUGAUUUUUACAAAGAACAUAUGAGACGUGAGAAAGUUUUAAAACGACGUGAUGAAUUAGAACGAUUUCGUCGUAAUGAAGAAUCUAUAGUCAAUCAUACAAUGAGUACAAGUGCCUUUUUUGAACAAAUCAAUCAGGACAAUGGUAAAUCAUCCAAUACUACUUAUCUAAUCAAUCAAAUUGUAUAAAUCAAUACACCUGUCUGUUUAUUCAGUCAAUAAAUUAAGGAAAAUUCAAAUUAUUCAACAUAACACAGUAUAUUAUUCAAUGAAUAAUCGUUUAGGGUAGGUAUUCUUAACAUCGACAAUAGGUCUCAAAUGAAAGUUUCAAACAUUUACCUGUUAAACUUGAAGUUAACUCUUAGAUUUGUCAUAUAUACAUAUAAUCUUCAAUUAAAAUUUCUUACUAAAUUUAAUCAAGAAAGCUGUGAACAGUUCUGUUUCAGUGAUUCACUUGUUUCAGCAUAAACAAACAUAUUUAGUUCUUCCUCUAAUUAAAUUGCAUAUUGUAUAUGUAUAGACAUUGAUUCAAAAUAUCAUUUAAAACAAUGUAGAG
This is a messenger RNA of Schistosoma turkestanicum, 2836 nucleotides long. NCBI's taxonomy places the organism in Eukaryota, Metazoa, Platyhelminthes, Trematoda, Strigeidida, Schistosomatidae. The record is from the annotation of a GenBank genome assembly.